AUGGCUGAGGCAGAGAGUGACAGCCUAAGCCCUACAAGAUGUGGGGGACAUAGUAUUGUCACCCAAGAAGAAGGGCAGGAAGACCCAUCCAUCAAGGCCAUGGGCUACUUCGACAUCAUGAUCCUGGGUUUGACCGGCCAAGGCAAAACUACGACUGCUGACAAGUUGCUCAUAGCCAAUCCAGAUCAUAUAGACUAUGCACAUGCGUACCCUUCAAGUGCACAUGGUGGUGGACAAGCUUCUGUACUGCCUAAAGCCGCAGAAGCUAGAUAUCAAGAUCUCUCAAUGUGGCUCAUUCCCAGCGACCAAUUUUCCUUAGAACGAAUUUCAACUCGAAUGAAGAAUCUUGCGUUUUAUCGAAUCUUACAAGACCCUCACCUAGAAGUGAAUGCUGCCCAUGAUAAUAAUAUGAGAGUGACUGAGAGGACUUUGAAAUGUGAGCUGUUUUCGAAUGAGAAAACAAAAGUUCGAGUGCUGGAUGUGCCGGGAUUCUUUGGGGCAAUGACAGCUGAGCAAUUUCAAGCUAACGUACCCGAGGGCCGUUCCCCAACCACUACGACUAGUAUCAUGGAAGACACGCAUGCCACCCAUAUUCGUUCCAUGAGGAGAAUUCUUCACACUCAGACUAUAAUGAAAAUGAAGUUCAAUCGCAUCCUCUACUUUCUCCCCUGCAGGGGGCCAUUGUCUAUCAUUAGCGCUGCUCUCCAGCAAGAGCUGCAGCUCCUAGUGUACUAUUUUGGAAGGCACAUAUUUGAUACUAUUGUGCUUGUUGCUACUCUAGACGGAGUUACCUACAAUAUUGUCCCGGAAGGUAUUGAUGUGAUAUUCCCAGUAGAGAGGCUCGAAAGCUCAAGGAGACGGUUUCACGAAGCUCUAAAAAUAUUUAUUCCUGAAGACACACCAAAUCCUCCUAUCAUCUUUAUUUCACUUCGAGAGACGUGCGAAUCGAUUCUUGAAAAGGUGAAAGCGACUCAAGUCAUCCAAGAAGGCCUACAACUAGAGUUAAACCCCACGCUUUGCUCUCGAUGUGGUGUAACCAUUGGAGAGAAAAAUGGAGAGAGAUUAGUUGCCGUAAAGAGAUAUGGAUGGCUUAAAAAUGUGUCUGGUGGUUUUGAUUGGUCGGACGCCAUCCCGUAUGAGCACUCUCGUUGUCACCCUGUUUUAGUGCCUAGGUUCAAUCGUGGACAGAAGCUUACCGAGGGUAUUGCUUACACCAUACGAGCUGUUGUUCAUCGCGAGUGGAAUUGGCCUGAUUUGAACGUCGAAAAAUGCCUCAAUUGUAAUGCUAUACCUGGUACUGAGGGCUGUUUGAAGGUUGGCUCAAAAUAUAAAGAAAAACUGGUCGACCAUACAAACCGAGUUGAGGGCUAUGCCCAUCGUGAAUUGAACCAAAGGCAAUCGAAAACUUCAGGUCCUUCUGAGAGCAAUUCUGAGUCCAAAGAAGAUUCUAUUGGCAGUGUGAACGGAAUCGAGAGGCUGCCAGUUAUCGAGCAGCAGAGUUCAGAUGCGAGUUUGGCUAGCGAGGGAUCUGUAUUUGGUCAAGAAGGAGAUAACAAUCCGUCGAUUUUAUCAGAGUCUUCAGAAGGUUUUAUUACGAGAGAAGUGAGCGUGUACAUUGAACCGGAACACAGCCCUCAAGCUUCUAUGAGGUUGAACUAUGGGAACAAAGAUGAGCAAAGGCGCUCUCCAGAGACAGAGUCGAACGAAUCUGAAAAGAAAGGAACAUGAACAAUUAUCUAUUGUGUGUGUGUGUGUGCGUGUGUGCUAUCUAUUUUUGAUUUUCUUAUUUUUAUAAUAACCGAACAUGAUGUAGUAGUGGCAUAAUUAUGUGUGUGUUUGCUAUCUAUUUUGAACAAUGUUGUAUUGUCUAUUUUGACUUGAUUGCUUUCAUAAUAACCAAACGCUGAA
Molecule: messenger RNA, 1908 nt
Organism: Halichondria panicea
Lineage: Eukaryota; Metazoa; Porifera; Demospongiae; Suberitida; Halichondriidae
Exons: 1
Coding region: 1-1728 (575 amino acids)
Source: RefSeq, a predicted model, not a curated record